AUGUAUCAUCUUGUCUUUUCGCUUUUUAUACUUUCAAUUAUUGGCAAUGGUGUGUAUAUGCAUAUAUGUCUUUGGGCACCGAUGCAACGUAGUACAUUCGAUAUUUCAGCACCAGGCGCUCAUCCAUGUUAUCGUAAAAUAGGACCAUGUGGUAAUAUUAAUUCAACAUCAUCAUCGCCACGAACAUCAUUAGUUGCUGGUAGCAAAUAUAAAGUUGAAUUUCAACAAAAUCUUAAUCAUUAUUAUACAGUUAAACCAGGUGCACUUGAUAUUUCAUUUGCUAAUGGUCUUAAUCCAUCGGAAAAUGAUUUUCGUGUACUUCAUUCAUUUUCUGAUUAUAAUGCAAUGAAUCAAAUAACACAAACAAAUUUUUCCAUUGAUAUUAAUUUACCAAGUGAAGCAUGUGAUGAAUGUGUUUUACGUGUUCGUUAUUUAUCAAAUAAUCCUGAAGAAGAUGAUCAUGGAACUGUUUUUCAUCAAUGUUCAGAUAUUAAAUUAACACAAUCAUCAUUAAAUAUGAUAAAAACUGAAGAAGUAGUCGAAAAUAUUAAACAAGAACAUAAUGAAGAUCCACAUGAUUGUUGUGCACCUGAAAGUUAUACAAAUGGAUUUUUUCAUGUUAUUCCUGCUAUUGAUUAUCGAUCGGAAGGUAUGAUAUUUUAUGAUAAAACAGUUCAACAAAUGCGUGUUAUGGUAUCUGUUAAUGGUGGUCGUGGUAAUUCAACAUAUGAUGGUGUAUUUGAUAUGUGGAUGAAUUUUACAUCAGGUUAUCAAUAUUAUUAUAAUCGUAAUAAUGGUACUUGUGAUCUUUAUGGUUUAGAUUAUUGGAAUGAUUGGUGUUUUGGUAAUAAAUAUAAUCAAAGUGAAGAUUUUGUUGCUGCUGAUAUUCAAUGUACAUCACCAUUUGGACCAACUCAUAAAUGUAAUCAAUGGCGUAAUGGAGAAUUUCUUUUUGAAACUUAUGCCCAAAGUGAAUGUUAUCCAUCUAGUAUAUCUCGACCAAGUGGUGAACGAAUUGAUUAUAUAAGAGGAAGUCCAAAUCCAAUUGCACCAGGAACUUUCGUACCAAAUCCUAUUUGUCUUAAACAAACAAAAGUUAAACAUGCAUCAACACGAUGGAUGAACCUUCAUUUUUAG
Adineta steineri is the source of this 1137-nucleotide messenger RNA. The record is from the annotation of a GenBank genome assembly. Lineage: Eukaryota; Metazoa; Rotifera; Eurotatoria; Adinetida; Adinetidae.